UUUAUCGGUAUUCAUCCGUAUCUAAGUCUUUAACUUAAUUUGAAUUGUUAGACAAAUUACGAUUUACAAUUAACAUUUUCUAAUGUCUCCGUGUAUGUUGAUAUUUAGUAAUAUUUCAUAAUACUCAUUUUAAUAUUGUCAUUUCUAAUAUAUUUUGAUUUCAUCAAUUCAAUAUGAUACCUGAAUUUUGUGUAUUUUAUGGUGUCUUAACUUUUUCUUGGAUUGAGUUUCUAUGGGAACAAUACUUAACACUAAGACAGAGAAGAGUAUAUAAAACAACAGAAAAAAUACCUUCAAAAUUAAUUAGUACAUUAGAUGAAGAAACAUUCCGUAAGGCAAAAUCUUAUGGUAUUGAUAAAAAUAGUUUUAGCAUAGCUGAAGAAUGGUUUAAUAUGAUAUUUUCAACUGGGUUCAUAUGUUUGAAUGGAUUUACUUUAUUCUGGAAUCUUAGCAAAUAUUGCUUGAUAGAUACUAGAUAUAAAGAGAGUGAAAUCAUGAUUAGCUGUGUCUUUAUUUUGUUUAUGAAUACGAUGGGUACACUGAUGUCUUUGCCAAUCUCAGCAUAUAACACCUUUAUUAUUGAAGAAAAACAUGGUUUUAAUAAACAAAAUUUAAGUUUUUUUAUUAAAGACAAAAUCAAGAAUUUUUUAUUGGUUCAAGUAAUAGCUUUGCCAAUUACUGCAGCAGCAAUUAGCAUUGUUAAAUGGGGUGGACGUUUUUUCUUUAUUUGGUUGUGGGUAUUUUCUAUUGUAACUUCAUUAUUCAUUAUGACAAUAUACCCAGAAUUUAUCGCACCAUUAUUUGAUAAAUAUACAGCAUUAUCUGAUGGUCCAUUGAAAACUAAAAUUGAAGAGCUUGCUAAACAAGUAAACUUUCCUUUAUUCAAAAUAUAUAUUGUAGAAGGAUCAAAGCGGUCAGCUCAUAGCAAUGCUUACUUUUAUGGAUUUUUCAAUAGCAAACGAAUUGUCUUAUAUGAUACAUUAUUGAAAGAUAGCAAAGUGACACCUGAUAAAAAAAUUGAAGAAAAUGAUGAAAAUACUGAUGUUGAUCAGAUUAAAGAAAAAGGAAAAGGAAUGAAUGAUGAUGAAAUAUUGGCAAUCUUAGGACAUGAACUUGGUCACUGGAAACUAAAUCAUGUAUUAUUUUAUAUUAUAAUAUCUCAGGUCAAUUUAUUUGUCAUGUUAUUUGUUUUUGGAUGGUUGUAUGACAAUUCAAUGUUAUAUCGAGCAUUUGGAUUUUAUGAAUCUACACAUCCUGUUAUCAUCGGUCUAGCCAUUAUAUUUCAAUAUGUGUUUUCUCCGUAUAAUACUGUUAUAUCUUUUGCUAUGACCACACUAAGUAGACAACUUGAAUUUCAAGCAGAUGCAUUUGCCAAAAAACUUGGGAAAGCAAAAGAACUUGAAAGUGGAUUAAUCAGGUUACAUAAUGAUAACUUAGGAUUUCCAGUUUAUGAUUCUCUUUACUCGGCUUGGCAUCAUACUCAUCCUCAAUUAUUGGAAAGAUUGGAAGCAAUCUCUAAGACCGACUGAAUAUAUUAAAUUUAAAU
Molecule: messenger RNA, 1546 nt
Organism: Sipha flava (yellow sugarcane aphid)
Lineage: Eukaryota; Metazoa; Arthropoda; Insecta; Hemiptera; Aphididae
Product: CAAX prenyl protease 1 homolog
Exons: 6
Coding region: 174-1529 (451 amino acids)
Biological process (GO): CAAX-box protein processing
Cellular component (GO): endoplasmic reticulum membrane
Molecular function (GO): metalloendopeptidase activity
Source: RefSeq, a predicted model, not a curated record